ACCUUCGGCAAUCCAUUCAAGCCAGCAAGUUUGGAGAGCGUGUUGAGUUUAAUCAAUUCAUAACGUCGAGAUGGAGCCGAACUCACUGAAGUGGGUGGGCUCGUCUUGCGGUUUACAUGGACCAUAUAUAUUCUAUAAAGCCUUUAAAUUUACCCGGGAUGGCAAACCGAGAAUCCUGUCUCUCGGAGACUUUUUCUUCGUCAGAUGUAAACCGGAGGAUCCUAUUUGCAUAGCGGAGCUUCAGCUGCUCUGGGAAGAAAGAACAAGCAAGCAACUUUUAUCAAGCUCCAAACUUUAUUUUCUACCAGAGGAUACUCCCCAGGGACGCACAGUCACUCAUGGAGAGCACGAGGUGAUCGCGGUGUCGGAGAAGGUGAUUGUGCGGCUGGACGACUUGGUGAAGUGGACGGUACCGGAUUUCUCAGGAUGGGCCAACGGUCUGAAGGCCGAGCCCCUGAAGCCCUCGGUGCUCCGCGAGCUGGGGACCAACGGGAGGCGCGAGGCCCUCCACCGGUACAGGGAGAGCACCCUGACCAGCGGACUCAACUUCAAGGAUGUCCAGCGGGAGCGCGCACAGCUAGGCCAAGAGGAGGACGGCCGGAAGGUCCUGGUCCUCAGUUACCCCCAGUACUGCCGCUACCGCUCGGUGCUGGUGCGGCUGCGCGAGCAGCCGUCCUCCCUGCUCAUCGACCACACGGUGCUGGCGCUGGGCGGCAUCGCGGCGCUGGGCGCCGGCACCAGGAUCCUGUACUGCCGCGACACCUUCGAGCACCCCACCCUGCUGCAGAACGAGAGCAUCUGCGACGAGUUCGCUCCCAACCUGAAGGGGCGACCUCGAAAGAAGAAGCUGUCCAUCUCUCAGAGGCGGGACUCCCAGAGCCAGGGUCAGGGGUCGUCGGGGUCACCCCAGGGUACAGCAGCUGUGACGUCUCAGGACCCGUCCAGCCCGGAGAGCAAAGCGACAACCAAGGUCCGACCCCACUGUAAAACGGUACCCAACGGAAAAAUAACCUCGGCGGCCAGGCAGAGGGCCGCCAACGGCCUGGGCAAGAAGUCCGCCUCCGAGGACAAGGAGCGAGGGCGGGAGAGGGACAAGGAGGAGGACAAGGAGGAGAGGAGCGAGGAGGAGACGUCGGAGGAGAGCCGAGCGGAGGAGCAGUCGUUCUUAGUCGCGCUCUACAAGUACAUGAAAGACAGAGACACACCCAUCGAGAGGAUCCCCUUCCUCGGCUUCAAACAGAUCAACCUUUGGACCAUGUUUCAAGCUGCUCAGAAACUCGGAGGAUAUGAGCUGAUCACAGUGCGCCGACAGUGGAAGCACGUAUAUGAUGAAUUGGGCGGCAACCCCAGCAGCACAAGCGCCGCCACGUGCACACGGAGACACUACGAGAGGCUCCUCCUCCCGUACGAGAGGCACAUUAAAGGUGAGCAGGACAAACCCCUCCCCUUGGCCAAGCCCAGGAAGCAGGAGGCCAGCCAGGAGAAGGCCGCCGCAGCCAAGGCCAAAGGUGUCGGGGCCAAGAAAUUAAAAGCCCUCAACAAUCCCAAGGUGGGGAGCAAAAAGGAGCGAGGGGAGGCGACGAAAGGCCAAGAACAAUCACAGGAGUCCAAGGGGAAAGAAGAGAGCCAUGAGCUGUCUGCAGCUAUAAAACAGGAAGUAUCUCUGCGAGAUGAACCCAUUGUAAUAGAGGAGGAAGAGUUACAUCUUACCCUGAAGAAAGAGGAGUCCUUGGCAUCGGAGCAGACGUCUUCACUCUGUCCCAAAGAGCCAGAAUGCCGAGCCCCACAUGGUCUCCCCCUCCAUGCGGGGCCCGGCCCCCAGCCUGAAUGGAGACAAAUCACUGAGGCUCUCCAAGAAAAACUUACCUGUGACCAGCAAACCGAAGGGCAUUUCAUUCCUAAAAGUCAUUAUCUGCCUCAUCGUUGGGAUCAGAACAAGCCUGCUGGACACGUUGCUCUGCCCGAGCCCUUCUCCAGGGUCAGAGACUCUCUAGAAAGUCACGGCGGGAGAGUGGGGAAGGUGUUGCCCAUGUGCAAGCAGGCCGACAGACAGUGUAUAGACUUCAGCACAGAUUCCUUCCCAGAGAAAGAAGAUUAUGUAGUCAUUAAGAAGGAAUCUGCUCAGGGCCCCGGACAGCCGGCCGCCUACUGCAAAAGCAGCCAGGGGGUCAUGUCUCCGCUGGCUAAAAAGAAGCUCCUGUCUCAAGUGUGCGAGUCCAACCCUUUCUCCUUCACGUCUCUUUCCCUUCAGCCGCCGCCUCCCACGGCGGCGUCUUCUCUACCCAUUAUAUCAGUGGCCGAUCAGGAGAGGGACAAGAGAAAAUGUGAGGAGGAGGUGGCGGGACAGAGGCUCGGGGGCGUGUCCGACAGCAUACCCGAGGUAGCGCCCAUAUUCCGGCCGUCGGUUAUCCAGCAUGCCCAGAGCAGUAAGCCUCACCAGCAAGCCAGCAGUGGCCAAUCAGAGAGGAGCUCCGCCGGGGACCUUCCAGAGACUUACAGCUGCCGCACGAGCCAUCACCUUCAGCCUCAGGUCAGCGCGCCCUGGCAGCCCUAUCUCCCCCGGAGCCAUACCCAGGACAGUGUGGAAAACUCCGGGGAGAAGCUGCUGCAGGGCCCGGCCGCCCAGCCCCGGAGCUACGCAGGCGACUGCUACUCCUCGCCUCACCUCCACAGCCUGUACAGGCAGACCGAGAGCUGCCUGAGCCAGGAGAGGAUGGCCGGCUUCUCCAGCGGCGAGCGGAGGGAGCACUACGCGAGGGAGCGCGAAGGCAGCCAGAGCUUUGUCUGUGGCGGUCUGGAACAGGAGGGCUUGGCCUACAGGUCUCACUACGGCGACAGGACUCAAACGCACGGAGAGAGCCGAGAGGCCGACGACGAGCCCAGAGACUUCACCAUUUCCAAACCGCUCUCCCAGAGGGUGUCGUCCUUCUCGAAGCCCCCCUUCUGCAGUCUCCCGUAUACUAUCAUGCACCAGGGUUUGGAUUCGCACCCAAAAGCGUGCCGAGUUUCUCCUAUGACAAUCUCCCCCCCCAAACAAAGCCCAGCAGAGUCGUCGCAGCCAUUUCCCAGCCCCAAGGGUUCCGGCGACCCGUCCCUGACCAGCCCCAUCCGGCCCACCAAGCGGAGCCUGGCCGAGCCGGACGGCGAGGACGUCCCCGAACGGAAAGUGCGGGUCGUGACGCCAAUCCACCCCGCCGGUACGAUCCGCCGCGGCGACCCCGAGGAGCUGAAGCCGGCCGAGCCGGCCCACGCCGUUCACCUCAACAACCACCUCCCCGAAGGCCACCCCACCACCACCUUCCCCCCGCACCACGCCGCGCCCCUGUACGCCGGCAUAUACUCCCCGGGCGGCCUGGUCUCGGCCGGGGCCCAGGACGGCCUCCAGCAGCACCCGGGCCUGCAGUACCUGAAGAGCCAGUCGGCGGUGUCGCCCCUCGUGCCCCCCUUAGCGUUCCACUCCAUGAUGCUCCACAGGCAGCUGCUGGCCUCCAGCCCCAGCCCACACCACUUCUACAGACACCCGGGCGGGGCGGCGCUGUACGGGGACCUGUUGCACCACCUGUACCCCCUCUCGACCCUGCCGCCACCUCAGCUGUCCUCGGUACAUCCCAGCACCAGACUGUGAGGGAGAGAAGAUCCCUUUUUUGUUUUGUUUUUUUUUCUGCUCUCCCUCCUCCUCAUCAUCAAUAAACUGUCUCAGCUUCUCUUUGUUUUUCUGUCUCUUUCUCGGGGAUUGUGGCUCAGUAGAUAUAAAAACACUGAUUAUAUAACUUCGGCUGAUAGCAAAUGAAUGCAUCAGUCUGUCGGACUGAAAAAAAUUCCAUUUCUUUUUGUAUCUGUGUAUGCCUUUGUUUAUAUACUUUGCACUGUUCUUUAUUUUUUUUUUUGUAUCACCACUUACUGUAUCUUUGUGUUGUUGUAUCCUUAUUUGCACAGUGCUCAUGUGUGUGUGCUCACCAAUCAGUUCCGCCGCUCUCAGUAACCACGAGUCAGGUUGUCGCUCCGGACGUGUGAAAAGUGGAGGGCAACAGAGAAAAGCCAUUUGUUUACUGCGUCUGAGGGCUAAAAACUUUGUUGCUUCAAAACACUACAAGUAACACGACGACGUAAAUGAAAUUCUCGAUAUAGCUAGAGAUGCAUUUCACUAUUGCAAACAAUGUCCAGCAGCUGUUAGGAGCAUUCUAACUCUAUGGGCAAGGCGGUGGUGUUGUGUCUGUUUACAUGUCUCCUCGCUGAACUCUGUUGCCUGUUUUGCGCCACAGCAAAUCCACCCGGACUCCUUGGGAAUAGACGCUCGGCGAGGUGCUGCGUAACGCGAAUCGCUUUCACCACGACGUCACGUUGAGAGGUGCUGUGUACGACAGAUGUACUGUAGACUCACUUUAUCUCAGUUUCAGGUUUCAUUCAUGAGAUAUUUCAGCUCCAAUGCAACACAAGCAGUCGUCUUGUUCUGUUCUGUUGACAAAAAAUGAAUGUUUUUGUUUUUGUUUUUGUUUUUUUUUUGUUAUAGUUAUUAAAAAGCUGUUAUAAUUUUCGCUUUCUAAAUUGAAAGUAAUUUCACCCCCCCCCACCCCCAAACCCCAAACCCCUAUUUUUGUGACGAGUAGACUGUAGCGGCUUGUUUUUCUCUGUAGGAGCGGCAUAAUGAAGCAGCCGUCUGCUGUGGAAUGCUCACCGCAAAAAAAAAAAAAAAAAAAAAAAGAAAAGAGAGAGAAAAAAAAUCAGCAUUUCAUCUUUUUGUUCUUGACUUGAAACGCUCUUUUUUUUCUUUUUUCUUUUUUUUUUUUCUUUGGGUGAACAGACUCUUUUAUUCAACAGGCUGAAGACUCACUGUAUGAUUUGAUAGGAAUGUUGUCACUUAGGAUAUUACUGCUUUGCAAAUAUCUGUGCCUUUCGCAGUCUUGGAUUAGAGUUAGCACUACAGUUGUUAAGGUUUCUCUUCUGUAGCAGGGUAGGAAUGUCAAUAUUACUGUCACUCGGCGCACAGACACUCGUACGGGGGGGAAAAUAAAGCAUAUGGCACACUUCAGUCACCAGACUUAAUGGGUGAGGCACAAGACUUAACAUCUUAGAAAUGUAAACAGUGAAACAAAUGGUUAGCAAUGUGCGCUUAAAGGAAUCCAUUCACCUAGUUUAACUUUACCAGACGGUCGGUUAUACAAGAAGCUCUCAGAGAUUUACUGAUAGUUGAUAUUGACACGGGUUUGGUGUCUCUGGCCUGCAGGGCAUGCGCGCUCUGUGUUUUCCAGCAGCGAUGAAAAGGUACCAGACUCUAUAAAAUAUGCCUACCGUGCUCCAUAGCCUGAGGUGGAAAGACAACACCUGUGCUGGCUUUUUACAACCACUAUAAUUGCAAUCCAGGAUAGUCGAAAUACACAGUGAACAUGUCUGAUGUUUUUUUUUUUCUUUUUAUUUCAAAAGAAGAGGGAAAAAAAAAACUGUAAAGGUUUACUAUACUUAGAUAAAGACAUUCAUUUCUGAUUAAGUACUGUACAUUGCUGUGUGUUAGGUAAAACUGCCGUUAGUGCUGGCUCCUGUACAAAAACAUUCAUACGGGAUCAAUUCAUGGCAAACCCCUCCUCCUCCUCCUCCUCCUCUCACGUCUUAUUUUCAGUGUAAAUAGCACUGUAGAUAGUACUGCGUGGUUGUUAUCAUAUAAACUGUUAUAAUCUGUAAAUAGUAUUAAAAAAAAACAGUAUAAAAGUUGGUUACACAAUCUAGCUGUGUCCUUGUUUGCUCUGUUUCAAGGUCACCGUGAUCAUUUUA
Molecule: messenger RNA, 5766 nt
Organism: Salarias fasciatus (jewelled blenny)
Lineage: Eukaryota; Metazoa; Chordata; Actinopteri; Blenniiformes; Blenniidae
Gene: arid5b
Product: AT-rich interaction domain 5B
Exons: 10
Coding region: 71-3625 (1184 amino acids)
Biological process (GO): regulation of transcription by RNA polymerase II
Cellular component (GO): nucleus
Molecular function (GO): transcription cis-regulatory region binding
Source: RefSeq, a predicted model, not a curated record